Molecule: messenger RNA, 756 nt
Organism: Prunus armeniaca (apricot)
Lineage: Eukaryota; Viridiplantae; Streptophyta; Magnoliopsida; Rosales; Rosaceae
Source: the annotation of a GenBank genome assembly
AUGAAUGCUCUUGGCGGUGGAGGCCUUGGCGGGCUUUGGGGUUGGAACCCUUCACCGAGAAAACCGAAACAACAAAGAAAAAGGCGAUUUGAUUCCAAAUCCCAGUCUUCCAAUUCUGUGGAGGCAACCGGAGGAGCCGGUCACUGGUUCCCCUUAAAGCAAGCAGCCACAGCUGGCUCACUGGCUCUAACAGGAGACACAAUUGCUCAGCUCAGCCAGCGGUGGACAAAAGCCAAGGCUCUUAACCAACAGGAUGGAAAAUAUGCUCUCCUCUCAGAUCAUGAUUGGCUUCGUGCACUUCGGAUGACUUCCUAUGGGUUUCUUUUAUACGGCCCCGGUUCCUAUGCUUGGUACCAGUUUCUUGAUCAUUCUUUACCUGCGAAAACAGUAGGGAACCUACUAUUGAAGGUUUUAUUAAACCAAAUUGUGCUUGGUCCAACUGUGAUUGCUGUUGUUUUUGCAUGGAACAAUUUAUGGCAAAGGAAACUCUCACAGCUCCCGGACAAGUACCAGAGAGAUGCUUUUCCCACUUUACUUUAUGGAUUUAGGUUCUGGAUACCUGGUGAUACCUCUUCAAGCCCGUGUAGCUUUCAUGUCUGUGGGCUCGAUAUUCUGGAACUUCUGUUUGUCUUCAACUAUGAGCAAGUAAAAUCUGCGUAUUUUACGUUAUUUUAUAUCAGCAAGCAGACUUGUCAGCACGAGGUUAAUUUGCAGGUCCAGCAUCUGGUACAUUCGAGAAGAAAAUGUGGACCAUAA